AUAUAUAUAUAUAUAUGCGCACAUGGUUUAGGAAAUAUGAAGUUAUCUAAUCAUGUAUCGCAGUAUCGGGAUGCAGUGGAGGGGUAAGGUUUUAUUUGUUUAAUGUCCUUUUUCGAUCGUGUUUUGAAUGUAAACUUUGUUAUUUUCCAUUGUGUAUAUAUUUUCACUCGUUUCCAAUUCUCGUGUUUGUCGCCGUCAUCCAAUGGAAAAGAAGUAAAAGAAAUUAAAGUGUGGACGCGACAAUUAAGCGCGUGUGAUCCACACAAACCAAUCCGAUGAACGAGACUGAGAGUGCACAACACGCGCUUCAAUGUGCGAAUGUCGUUCGUAGAGAACUGCUAUUUCUUCCCCCAAAUCUGAAAGAACUUCGAUUCCACGUCUUUCUUCUUCAUUCCCCUGGGCAUUCGACCAAAAAAAAACCCAAAUUUGUCAGGCAAAAAAAAAAUCAAGAUCUCCGAUGGCGGAUCCGAUAGAAUCUCCAAGAACACCGAACUCGGCUUCGUCUCCUCCGGCAUCGUACCUAAUCUUCAUGAGAAUCAUGAGCAAGAGACGAACAUGGGUCUGUCUCUUUAUCAUCGUCUACGCCGUUCUCUUGUCGUCUUCGUGGAAUCUAUUGAAAUCCGUACUCAACUGGUACGAGCUCCACCACUACACCUCCGAAACGGCGUCUGCAUCGGCGGGGCGUUUGCAUUUGCCGGCGGUGUACGCGUCGGUGGUGUUGGGUGCGGUGUUCGGGACGAUGUCGAUGGCGGCAGCGGCGGCGGUGGCGGUGCCGGCGGUGAUGGUGAUCUGGAUAUCGGUGGUGGUUCUUUUGGCGUUCUUCGGAAAACCCAAGAGGGUUUUGGUCGUGGAAGGUCGGAAAAUUACCAGAGAAGUCGUGGGUUAUGUGUUUAAGGUCCUGUUGAAGGAAGGUAACGCUGUCGCUGCCCUCUGUGCUGUCCUGAGCUAUUUCUUACUGAUUAGAAGGGAUACUGACUCGAGUUAGGGUUUUGAUUUCAGAAGAUUUGGACCCUUUUUCUCGGGGGGUUUAGUAAUCGAUAUGAUCUCAGUGUUUGAUGGGUCGGGUAGAUUUUUUGUUCUUUGGGAUGAACUCUUGAUCUUUCUUCUUCUUCUUCUCUGUUUCCACUGAUGUUCCAUGAAACCACCGCCACCAUACCAUGUUCCUGUAAAUGCAACUGUAUAUUGUUAGA
Messenger RNA from Tarenaya hassleriana, 1190 nucleotides. RefSeq lists its product as uncharacterized. The coding region runs from base 458 to 985 and encodes 175 amino acids. The record is from RefSeq and is a predicted model, not a curated record. NCBI's taxonomy places the organism in Eukaryota, Viridiplantae, Streptophyta, Magnoliopsida, Brassicales, Cleomaceae. The transcript has a single exon.